CCAAUGGAGCUGACGGAGAGGAGGGGUUAACUUGUCCAUGAUCAUAAAUACUCUGAGCAGCUUUUUCACGUCCGCUCUCUUACCCCAGAAAAGAUUGACCACGGUGGAGCAGUACAUUCUCGGCUAAAACACCCCCUUUAAAAAAAACUCGCAAUCAUGAGCAGGAAAUUCUUCGUUGGUGGAAACUGGAAGCUGAAUGGCGACAAGAAAAGCCUCGGCGAGCUCGCGCAGACCAUGAACGCAGCCAAGGUGGACCCCAAUGUCGAGGUGGUGUGUGGUGCUCCAUCAAUCUACCUGGACUUUGCCAGGUCCAAGCUGGACGCCAAGUUUGAGGUUGCUGCUCAGAACUGCUACAAAGUUGCCAAGGGUGCCUUCACUGGGGAGAUCAGCCCUGCAAUGAUCAAGGACUGCGGAGUGAACUGGGUGAUCCUGGGGCACUCCGAGAGGCGCCAUGUUUUCGGCGAGAGCGAUGAGCUCAUUGGUCAGAAGACAGCCCACGCUCUGGAGAGUGGUCUCUGUGUCAUCGCCUGCAUCGGCGAGAAGCUUGACGAGAGAGAGGGCGGCAUUACAGAGAAGGUCGUCUUUGCUCAGACCAAGGUCAUCGCAGACAACGUGAAGGACUGGAGCAAGGUCGUGCUUGCGUACGAGCCCGUGUGGGCCAUCGGCACCGGCAAGACCGCUUCCCCCCAGCAGGCUCAGGAGGUUCAUGAUAAACUGAGGGGGUGGCUGAAGACCAACGUGUCCGAGGCUGUAGCCAACUCCGUGAGGAUCAUCUAUGGAGGCUCUGUGACCGGUGCUACCUGCAAAGAACUUGCCUCCCAGAAGGAUGUGGAUGGGUUCCUUGUCGGCGGAGCCUCCCUCAAGCCAGAGUUUAUUGAAAUCAUCAACGCUAAGGCAUAAAAACCUGUGCAGCUGCAACGUGACCGUGUCCAGAUCAGAGGCCAGAUCCAUUCAGACGAUCCAGUUCCAUCAUCACUUACUCCUCUUCCCCUUUAUAUAAUACAGUAUUUGUAAUGGUGUCAUUCCCUUUUCUUUUUUUUUUUUUUUAAAUAUAUAUUUUUCAUCAUGAAGAAAAGGGACAGGUUGAUACAUGCACUGAACAGAGUUAAGUCCACUGAGAAAAGUCUGCGUGCAAACUAACUGCCACAUCAAGUGCUCAAGCUAUAAAGACUUACAACUACACCUUGAGGUGGACAGCCGGUCCCCGCCUUUUACUUGAAGAGUUUACCAACCUUUUUUGUGUAAAUGGUGUCACAGCUCAUUGUCAAUCGGUUGUAUUUGUCUUUUUUAGAUCAAUGUCUCUUUUGUGGAAUUAUGAUGUUCUGUGGCUUUUACCCCCCCACCCCCCUCCCCCCUGUAGUCCACCAUGAUCCUCUCGUUCAUUGGCUGGAUUGCCAAGAGGGAAGCGUCCAUUUCAUGUUAUUCAUAUUGUGUCAUGGCCAAUAGGUUUAAGGAAACGUUAUAAUAAACAGUUUAGAGACCGUU
This is a messenger RNA of Cyclopterus lumpus (lumpfish), 1485 nucleotides long. It is a transcript of the gene tpi1b, whose product is annotated as triosephosphate isomerase 1b. Gene Ontology annotation, biological process: glyceraldehyde-3-phosphate biosynthetic process; glycerol catabolic process; gluconeogenesis. The transcript has 7 exons. Gene Ontology annotation, cellular component: cytosol. The record is from RefSeq and is a predicted model, not a curated record. The coding region runs from base 157 to 900 and encodes 247 amino acids. Gene Ontology annotation, molecular function: triose-phosphate isomerase activity. Lineage: Eukaryota; Metazoa; Chordata; Actinopteri; Perciformes; Cyclopteridae.